This is a messenger RNA of Impatiens glandulifera, 2382 nucleotides long. Its product is annotated as translation initiation factor eIF-2B subunit delta-like. The transcript has 7 exons. The coding region runs from base 43 to 2067 and encodes 674 amino acids. NCBI's taxonomy places the organism in Eukaryota, Viridiplantae, Streptophyta, Magnoliopsida, Ericales, Balsaminaceae. The record is from RefSeq and is a predicted model, not a curated record.
UUGUAUAGAUUCCUUCCGUGUCUGUGAACCUUUUAUGUCGCCAUGGACCCGCGCCGUAAUUCCCGACUGAACGAUCCGAAGGUACGCCAGGUAGGGUUCUUCGCCCAUGGCGGGUUGCCACUGCCACAUCAAUUGCCCUACAGGACGCAGUCUGAUCCACCGGUUCCUUUGUCAUCGGCACCGCCGCCUGUUUCCGACGUUUCCCCGUCGGGAAAUUCUAUUUCCCCUGUUAUGAUACCUCCACCUGACCACGCUUCUGAUAACCUUUCAGCCGCUUUAGAGACCUCCAAUCAGCAAACCAAGUCCUUGCGAAACACCGUCGCCCUUCCCAUGCCGGAGACCUCUGCUCUUAGGCGACAUUCAGACGAUAGUAAUGCCGCUUCCGGUAGCAACUCCCUGUCUGGUUCUCCAUUUGGAGCUUCUCCGUCAUCCUGGUCGAGCAGGAUGGACGAUGGGGAGUUCUCCCAGGAUUCAGCGAAUUGGAUUAUUAAACGAAGCAAAUCGGGUAAAUUGGCGUCAUCUUUGCCAACCAGCGGAUUUGAAUCGUCUGCAGCUCCCGGAAUUGACAAGUUUCAAGAAGCACCUGUGUCUAAGGAAAAAGGCCAUGUUGAACAGAGUAUAGGAACCAAUUUAGUGUCAUCAAAUGAGUUUCCUUCAAGCUCAGAACCAGUUAAAAAGAAGACAACAAAAGCUGAAAGGCGUGCCCUUCAGGAGUCCCAACGAGCAGCAAAAGCUACAGCAAAAGAUUCAAAAAGGACUCCUCCCAUUCCUAGAGAAACUUCUGAACAAGUAGGUAAAACUGCAAAGCCACUGCACUCAUCUCAGAAACAAGAUUGUCCUCCUGUGACAUCAGGGAUAACUGAGAAGAAAACAAAUGAAAAAACAACUGAGAAAGACAAGAAGAAAGAUGUACCUCCUCCACGUAUGCAAUUCGAUGAUCAAAACCGUGUGGAGAAAGCAAAAAAGAAUGCAGUAGUGAAGAAAACUGAAUCUAAAAACAGAGUGGAACUAUUUCGACAUUUACCUCAAUAUGAACACGGCACUCAGUUUCAUGAUCUGGUAGUAAAGUUUUUCCAAUUCGAUCCAGUGCAUCCUUCUGUUUACGAGGUUGGAUUAAAGUAUUUGGCUGGUGAUAUAGUUGGGAGUAAUGCUCGAUGUGUUGCAAUGCUCAAUUCCUUCAGCGAAGCCAUCAGAGACUACUCCACGCCACCAGAAAAAAUUCUUGUUAGAGAUUUGACAGCAAAGAUCAAUAGUUACAUUUCAUUCUUCAUUGAAUGCAGACCACUCUCAAUUAGCAUGGGGAAUGCCAUUAGGUUCCUAAAAGGUCGAAUAGCUAAAUUACCAUUCAAUUUAUCCGAAUCAGAAGCAAAAAACAUUCUCUGUUCAGAUAUAAAACGGUUUAUGAAUGAAAAGAUAGUUCUAGCAGACAAGGUGAUAGUCGAAUAUGCUGUGACAAAGAUAAGGGAUGGGGAUGUUAUUCUUACUUACGGUUCAUCAACAGUAGUUGAAAUGAUUCUUCUAUACGCACACGAGCUAGGGAGAAAUUUCCGAGUUGUGGUUGUGGAUUCAAGGCCGAGACAUGGUGGCCGAGAAUUGAUGCAUAGGCUGGUGUUGAAGGGUCUAUUAUGUACUUACACAUGUAUAAAUGCUGUUUCACAUAUCAUGCAUGAAAUCACCAAAGUAUUCUUGGGGGCAGCCUCGGUUUUGUCCAAUGGAACUAUUUACUCUGGAGUUGGGACUGCUUGUGUUGCUAUGGUGGCACAUGCAUUUGAUGUUCGGGUUUUAGUUUGCUGUGAGGCAUAUAAGUUUGUUGAAAGGGUACAACUUGACUCUAUUUGUUAUAACGAGCUUGGAGAUCCGGAUGUUAUUUCUAAGGUUCCUGGAAGAAGGGAUGUAAAUUUUCUGGAUGGUUGGGCCAAUAAGCAGAAUUUGCAACUUCUGAAUUUACUAUAUGAUGCAACUCCUUCGGAUUAUAUCUCUAUGAUCAUCACAGAAUACGGCAUGGUUCCACCUACCAGUGUGCCUGUUAUUGUGCGGGAAUAUGGAAGGGAGCAUUUGCUGAUAUGACAUAGUUUAAACUAUUUUAACUUACAAAGAAAAAUAUUAAUUUUGGAUGAUAAUUACACAUGCAUAACUAGCCAAAUUUUUUUUACAGUGCAUAUGUUUUUCUUCAACUUUAAAUCAGGUGGUGAUUGGGCUCGCAUAAAACACUAGGAGCUUGUGUGAUCUUGGCUUAUUUGGGAAAUUUUUGGAUUAUUUGAACAUAUUUGUUUAUUGUAAAAAUAUAGUUUAUUUGGAUGAUUUGAAUAAGAUGUUCAAAAUACUGUUUGUAUUUAAUAUUUAAAAUAUAUAUUAUAUAUGAUUUGAGUGAAUAUUUAAAGA